Molecule: messenger RNA, 990 nt
Organism: Gongylonema pulchrum
Lineage: Eukaryota; Metazoa; Nematoda; Chromadorea; Rhabditida; Gongylonematidae
Source: the annotation of a GenBank genome assembly
AUGCAGAGCAUCGAGAAAUUAGCCCUUGUGCGGGCAUCAAAACUGUAUAAAGAUCUCGAGCCCAAGCAACUUCCUAUUGUAUAUCAUCCAAUUUAUAACAUAUCAUUUUGUGGGAUCGAGCGAUGCCAUCCGUUCGACUCGCGCAAGUGGGGACGUGUGCACGACAUACUAGUCGAAUCCGGGAUGAUCGAGGAGGGACAAACAGUUAUGCCGUCGGAAGCGAGCAAUUCGGAUCUUCGUGUCGUGCACACGUCACUCUACCUCUCCUCACUGAAUUGCCCAUGCCAUGUUGCAAAAGUGGUUGAAGUUGCACCCGUUGCUUUAAUACCUCCGUGCAUUAUCCGUCGAGUCCUCUUGAAACCAUUCCGAUAUCAUACUGGUGGUACGAUACUGGCAGCACGACUGGCACUGGAACACGGCUGGGCCAUCAAUAUUGGCGGUGGCUUUCAUCAUGCAAGUGGCAACAGUGGUGGUGGCUUCUGUGUUUAUGCUGACAUUUCGCUCGCAAUAAACUUCCUCUUGCUGAAUCAACUGAUCGGCAAAGCAAUGAUCGGUAACGGCCACGAAAAUGAUUUUUACGGCGAUAGACGCGUUUAUAUCAUGGAUAUGUUCAACAGUCACAUCUAUCCUCACGAUUCUAGGGCCAGGCGUGCGAUAACGAGGGCGGUAAAGCUGCAUAUUGACAUCCAGGAUGGCGAGUAUCUCACUUUGCUUUCCAGUAAUCUUAAAGCAGCUCUGAGUCAAUUUCGGCCCGAUAUAAUUGUGUAUAAUGCCGGGACAGACUGUCUGCAAUAUGACCCACUUGGAUUGCUCUCAAUAACGCCGAAGGGCAUUCGAAAGCGCGAUGAAAUUGUUUUCAAAAUGGCGCGCGCCCGAAAAAUCCCGAUUGUGAUGUUGCUGAGUGGUGGUUAUAUGCCAGACACUCAUGAAGUGAUUGCCAAAUCAAUCAUGAAUUUAUUCAACAAAAAAUUAAUAGGGGCUGUUUCAUAA